GCGGUCUCGUUGAUUUGAGCUUGGAUGGGUCGUUGCGUAUGAUGUAGAUAGCUACAUUUGACUUUAUUCUGGUUUUUAUUAGGCUUAAAUUGCGUUGAAUUCGUUAAAAAAUAGUUCUCAAAAGCUCUCUCUAAGCCUGAAGGCACUCAUCGUGCAGGAGGAUGCUUGACAAUGUGUUCCAUGCCAAAAUUAUAGGGUGCACCUAAAAUCCCUGCUGUUAACACCUGUUUGUGGCGUCUCAAUGAUUUCUGCAGAGUUUCGUUUUAUCACUUGUGUCCAUAUUUUUCGUUCACGAGUGUUUCAACAAAUAUUUGUGGCUGUAGCCCGGAACUUCUCAAAACGGGAAUUUUGGUAAGGAAUUCCGCCACAGUUUAAAAGUCAAUGUAACUUUGAAGUUUUUUAUUGUCUUCUGUUAGCGAUUCGUGAAUUUUUAAUUCAAAAGCCUCUUGUUUCAUUUACAGUGAUACCCUAUGAACGCAUUGGCACCUGGAGACAAUGGAAACCAACCUGCACUUCCAAUAUCAGUGGACACCAAAAGAUCUUUUGACGGAAUUAUGUUCAGUCGCCGGUAUACCAGUUGGGUUCAAGUAGAAGAUGCCCUGAGUCAGCUAGAAUCAGCAACUCAUACGCAUUAUGUGGUGAAGAAGUGCAUUCGGAACCAUGAAUCUCAGGAGUUGAAGUACAAAUUAGUAGUCUAUCGUUGUACAUAUGGCAUGAAGCGAAAAACUAGAGGUUCAGGUUUACGCGUCAAACCGUAAGAAUUCUAUUAUUUAUUUCUGCAGUGCAAAAUACACCGGCUGCCAAUCUGGGUUUCGUAUACGCUACAAGGAAGAUGAGUUCAUCAUUUGUGCCGCGAAAACAGUUCACAAUCACAAAUGUGAACAACGUCUUAUGAUAGGUGAUCCUUAUUUUAGGCGCCUGUCCGGGGAUGAAAAGGAGAAUAUUGCACCUGUUGUAAAGGCUACAUCUGAGGUUGGUGAUGUUUUGGAAUAUGCUGAAGAGAAAUUUAAUAAAAUUUUGACGAGCACGGAUGUGUAUAAUUUACGUAAGGAUGUGAGACCAGCCAUGCCUUUGAGACCAGACGUUAUACGCAUAAUAAGGCAAAGCGGUCAGGUGGCUGAGUACGUAGAUUCGAAUACAGGGAUAACUAACAGAAUUUGCUUCGCCCUGGAUUCACAGGUGCAGUUAUAUCGGAAAUAUGGGGAGGUGGUGUGUAUUGACUCAACAUACAAUACCAAUAAGGAUGGAUAUUCUCUGUUUCAGUUGGUGGUAACAGACAAUAUGGGUCAUGGGAGGCCUGUUUUUUUGGCAUGGACAAGACGAGAAAGGGCAUGUGAUGUCGCUUGGAUCUUGGAAGAAUUCAAAAGAAUGAUGCAGAAUACGUCCAUUACAGAAACUUUCAUAAUGGAUUCGGCCAGCUGUGAGAUAUCCGCCGUGCGUAAUAGUCAAAUUCAAGCGAAAAUCGUCAUCUGUGCAUUUCAUGUAUGCCGGGCUUUCAGCAGGAAGACUCGAAAUCCUUUUGUACGCAGGUUUCUAUAUCGCCUUGUUAAAGCUGCGACACCUGAAAGCGUCAUUCGGACGGUUGAUCGCAGGGUAUGGAAUUACGUCAGGCGUUACUGGGUGCCUAAGAAAGAAACGUGGGCUACUGCAUAUAUGCCGAAUACUCUAUUGCUGUUUAAUAGUACCAACAAUAGAGUUGAAAGCUCUCACAGUCACCUGAAACGAUAUCUCCACAGAAGAGAUCCCCUACACGUAUGUAUGUACAAGACGUAUAAGUGGUGUGUACGCGUAGAAAAGCGUCGGAGUGUUGAAGCCAUCGUCGAAAGUUGUCGGACUCAUAAGUACCACGCACCAGAACCAGUUAUGCCGAUAUUACGAAACUUCACUCCUUAUGCUGCUAAGUUAAUUGCCAAGGACUAUAGCCGCAAUCGUCGAAUGAGCAUAGAGUUGUAUACUGAUGAUAUGGCUAUCAUAAAUGACGACAUCUACCUGCACCAAGUGGAAUAUACCAACUCAAGUUGUACCUGCAGAACUUUUAGGGCACAACGAAUACCUUGCCGGCAUAUGCUGCUGGUUCACACUCUAAUUCCUCAGUUUACAGGUAAAUCAAACUCUUACUAAUAUGUAAACUAAUACUUUUAGUUGAAAAAGUACUUCGACUGUGUCGCAGAUGGUUUUGGCGGGAUCCGUUACUACCAAUUAGUGUGCCGUGUGAAAGUUCAGUAAAGAAACCCUGCAGGGAGAUACUGCAACUUCGCCGGCAGUUUAACAGAAGCUUCGCAGUUAUGCAGGAUAAUUAUAGUAAUGAAUACACUAUCAGUGCAUUGCGUGCAACCCUGAAUUACUUUCAGAAUUUUCUUGUCUGAAAAUGGAAGAUGUACAUAUAUUUUGUGUCAAUAGCUGCAAAUAUAUCCUAACUUCUAA
Molecule: messenger RNA, 2424 nt
Organism: Trichobilharzia regenti
Lineage: Eukaryota; Metazoa; Platyhelminthes; Trematoda; Strigeidida; Schistosomatidae
Source: the annotation of a GenBank genome assembly